UUGGAGGGGAGCAGAAGCUCUGGCUGGUGUUCGGCAAAGGGAGCCAAGUCUAGGGACGCAGCUCUCUUUCAGGAGUGAAAGAUGCUUGGUUCAUCACUAAACAACUAUGCUAGAUUCUAGCUGCAAGUUGAAAAGUGUCUGCAAUUUGCCUUUUGUUUAUAAUAAGAAAAUAAAUACUGCUGGAACCAGUAAUGCAGAUGUCCCUUUGGCUGACCCCGGAAUGUACCAGCUGGACAUCACAUUAAGAAGGGGUCAAAGUUUAGCUGCCCGGGAUCGAGGAGGGACAAGUGAUCCAUACGUGAAGUUUAAAAUUGGAAGAAAAGAAGUGUUUAGAAGUAAGAUAAUACACAAGAACCUCAAUCCCGUGUGGGAGGAAAAGGCCUGCAUUCUUGUUGAUCAUCUCAGGGAGCCAUUGUAUAUAAAGGUAUUUGACUAUGAUUUUGGACUCCAGGAUGACUUCAUGGGAUCAGCCUUUCUGGAUCUCACACAAUUGGAGAUAAACAGACCCACAGAUGUGAUCCUCACUCUGAAAGAUUCCCAUUAUCCUGACCAUGACCUGGGAAACAUUUUGCUCUCAGUUGUGCUGACUCCUAAGGAGGGAGAACCCAGGGAUGUGACAAUGCUAAUGAGGAAGAGUUGGAAAAGAUCAAGUAAGGACCUCUCAGAAAAUGAAGUGUUUGGAUCUUAUUUAUCUGUGAAGUCUUUCUUUUGGAGGGCCUGUUCUUCCCGUCCUGGCCUUCAGCAGAGCAGAGCUGCAGAACCCUUUUGUCAGAAUGCACAAUUUCAGACCCAAAGUUUACGUCUGUCAGACCAGCACAGAAAGUCCCAUCUGUGGAGAGGAAUCGUCAGCAUCACCUUGAUCGAGGGGCGCGACCUCAAAGCCAUGGACUCCAAUGGGCUGAGCGACCCCUACGUGAAGUUCCGGCUCGGGCAUCAGAAGUACAAGAGCAAGAUUAUGCCAAAAACUUUGAAUCCUCAGUGGAGGGAGCAAUUUGAUUUUCAUCUGUAUGAAGAAAGAGGAGGAAUCAUUGAUAUUACUGCGUGGGACAAAGAUGCUGGCAAAAGGGAUGAUUUUAUUGGCAGGUGCCAGGUCGACCUGUCAUCCCUCAGCAGGGAACAGACGCACAAGCUGGAGUUGCAGCUGGAAGAGGGUGAGGGUCACCUGGUGCUGCUCGUCACCCUGACGGCCUCGGCUACGGUCAGUAUCUCUGACCUCGCUGUCAACUCCCUGGAGGACCAGAAGGAGCGGGAGGAGAUACUAAAGAGAUAUAGCCCACUGCGGAUAUUUCACAACCUAAAAGAUGUGGGAUUCCUCCAGGUGAAAGUCAUUAAGGCCGAAGGUUUGAUGGCUGCUGACGUCACAGGCAAAAGUGACCCAUUUUGCGUCAUAGAAGUGAACAAUGAUAGGCUGCUAACACACACUGUCUACAAAAAUCUUAAUCCUGAGUGGAACAAAGUCUUCACGUUCAACAUUAAAGACAUCCAUUCCGUUCUCGAGGUGACGGUUUAUGAUGAAGACCGUGAUCGAAGCGCUGACUUUCUGGGCAAAGUUGCUAUACCACUGCUGUCUAUUCAAAAUGGUGAACAGAAAGCCUACGUCUUGAAAAACAAGCAGCUGACAGGGCCAACAAAGGGCGUCAUCUAUCUUGAAAUAGAUGUGAUUUUUAAUGCUGUGAAAGCCAGCUUACGAACAUUAAUACCCAAAGAACAGAAGUACAUUGAAGAGGAAAACAGACUCUCUAAACAGCUACUCCUGAGAAACUUCAUCAGAACGAAGCGGUGUGUCAUGGUGCUUGUGAGCGCGGCAUACUAUGUGAACAGUUGCUUUGACUGGGAGUCACCCCCAAGGAGUCUUGCUGCUUUUGUGCUCUUCCUCUUUGUUGUCUGGAACUUUGAACUCUACAUGAUACCACUGGUUUUGUUGUUACUAUUGACAUGGCAGUACUUCUUGAUAAUAUCAGGGAAAGAUAACAGGCAACGUGAUACAGUCAUGGAAGACAUGCUAGAGGACGAGGAAGAAGAAGAUGACAAAGAUGACAAGGAUAGUGAAAAAAAGGGAUUUAUAAAUAAAAUCUAUGCCAUCCAGGAAGUAUGUAUCAGUGUCCAGAACGUCCUAGAUGAAGUGGCCUCCUUUGGUGAAAGGAUAAAGAACACUUUCAACUGGACGGUUCCAUUUUUAAGCUGGCUGGCCAUCGUAGCCCUCUGUGUGUUCACAGUAAUCCUGUACUUCAUUCCACUGAGGUACAUUGUGCUGCUCUGGGGCAUCAAUAAAUUUACAAAAAAACUUCGGAGUCCAUAUGCAAUUGAUAACAAUGAACUACUUGACUUCCUUUCCAGAGUCCCUUCAGAUGUACAAGUGGUGCAAUACCAAGAACUGAAACCAGAUCCUUCUCAUAGCCCCUGUAAAAGGAAGAAAAACAAUCUUGGCUAGCCAGCUCCCAGAACUGAGAACAGCAUCUGUUUGGGAAGAUAAAAAGAAAAAGCCUUCAGCCUCAGAAGCAUUUCCUGUCUUUCUGCUUUUUAUUUGUUUUGCAUUUUUAUCAUGAUCGAGAGAAUUUGUAAAUAGUUUACAAAAGGCAUACAUCUUUGAAAACAUACUUCCAUUGUACAGACUGAACUUUAUAAGGUUCCGGCUAGUGCUAUGUGGAAGCUUCGUUUGCUCUGGGUAAUAAAAUAACAUAAUGAAAGAAUGAAGUGAGGGUUAAAAAACUAGAAGACACACAUUCUAAUUACAAAUAAAAGAACCAAAACAUCAGAUUAAAUGUUCAAAAGUGUUCCAAUUAAAUCUACAUAAAAUGUAUUAAUUUGCUUUUAAAGUUUUUUUUUUAAUGUGACUUUUUAUCUGAAAAGUAAUCUAUUGGUUUUCUAUGUUUAUACAUUUCAAAAAGGGAGAAAUCCCAAAGCCUGAAUAAUAGAAAGGACAAAUUUGAAUUUAACAUAGAUCUUGACUUUCACUCUUGGGCAAAUUAUUUAGGUAUGACUAGGCAGAUUGUAAGCUAAUGAGUGAAGAUACACUCACUCCCCUUGAAGAGAAUGUGAGAUACUAUAAAUUUGUGAGUCUUCUAUCAUUCCAUCUAAAACUUUAAAAUCUCUCCAGACUACAUAACAUAAAUACUGCCAGGUUUAUAAAUAAUUGCAUAUCUGAACUUUUGUAUCUACCACUAAGUUAAUUAAUGCUGACUUAGUUGUCAAAAAUCCUAAAAAACUAAAUUCAUACUGUAUUUGGUGUCAGGUUAUACUUUAUGCAUCAAAAAUAUUUAACACUCAAAUAUUCUCACAGAAACAAAGUAUCUGCUUCCUCAUUAGGUUACUGAAAUGCUUUAAUGCAUACUGAUUUUGUUACUAGUGAGUUUUCAUGUAGAACAGCACUGUGGUAGGUGAUAGGCCAGAGUUUAACAUUCAUUCAAGGAAAAAAUUCAUACUUGAUAAUAUAAAUGCAUGAAAAUCUGUUUUAUAAAAUAAACUGCUUAUAAGGGAAUUACCUUUAAAAGUGUUUCAGUAACUACAGACCCCAUGCUUAAAACAGUUGCAAUCCCAAGACUUAUGGUAGCUUUUGUACCUAACCCCUAGGUAUACCAAGGGAACAUACCUCUGGAGAAAGAAAUAAUUUGGUCAGUGAGAAUGUCUUCACUGACUUGCUAGGAAUUAAAACCUCAGUUGAAAUUGCUGCAGACAAUGUUUUGCACUACUUUAUUAAUAACAGGGUGGGAUGGGGUGAAAGUGGGGGUUUAUUGGAAAAUGUCAAAAAGCAAGAUAUAUUUCACUCUCAAGAAAGAUUCUUUAAAUCUCAUCAAAGCUGAUUUGUAAAGUAUUUUUAUUUUAGAAAUAUGUUGUUAAAUACUAUUUCUUAUAAUAAAACUAUUUUGAUCUGUUUAUACACUAUGCUUGAAAGAAUGUCAAUUAAAUUCCCUUUCUACAGAAAGGCUUUGACCUCAUUAUGCUCUAUUUAGUGCAUCAUGUUAAAAAUGACAUGCUUACACACCUACGUACGAUCACUGUUUGUUGCAAAAGCAUACUACUUUAUGAAGCUGAUGUUACUGCAUAAACCUUAUUGAUGAGAUCAUCUGUCUGGAGUUAAGUUCUGAUUCUAUCUUUGUGUGUGAUUUACGUUCUCUGCUGACAGUGUCUACUAAGAUGUCUAUCCGCCUGGUAUUCUCUAUAACCUCAGAUGUAUCUAGUGCACAGUAACCAUUAACAGAUGACUAAUUCAUUUCAUUGUAUCAAACUUCAGGUGUUUAGUUCAGUGAUAACUUUCACUACAUAUUCACUGCAUUAAAUAAAAAAGAAAAUCUUUUCUAUGUAUCA
Messenger RNA from Jaculus jaculus (lesser Egyptian jerboa), 4305 nucleotides. RefSeq names its product multiple C2 and transmembrane domain containing 1 (gene Mctp1). The record is from RefSeq and is a predicted model, not a curated record. Bases 107 to 2431 code for a protein of 774 amino acids. The transcript has 23 exons. Lineage: Eukaryota; Metazoa; Chordata; Mammalia; Rodentia; Dipodidae. Gene Ontology annotation, biological process: regulation of neurotransmitter secretion. Gene Ontology annotation, cellular component: synaptic vesicle membrane. Gene Ontology annotation, molecular function: calcium ion binding.